Messenger RNA from Betta splendens (Siamese fighting fish), 2662 nucleotides. It is a transcript of the gene fes, whose product is annotated as FES proto-oncogene, tyrosine kinase. The coding region runs from base 159 to 2612 and encodes 817 amino acids. Gene Ontology annotation, biological process: chemotaxis; peptidyl-tyrosine phosphorylation; regulation of mast cell degranulation. Gene Ontology annotation, molecular function: non-membrane spanning protein tyrosine kinase activity; ATP binding. The record is from RefSeq and is a predicted model, not a curated record. The transcript has 18 exons. Lineage: Eukaryota; Metazoa; Chordata; Actinopteri; Anabantiformes; Osphronemidae.
CUUGUGUUCGCUCACAGGGAAGUGAAAGCGCUCUCACACACACACUCACACUCACACACACACACCGUCGGUGUCUCGCCGCCGCUCGGCCUCGCCCGCGCUCCCUCGCGCGCUCGUGUCGGACCUCCGGCUCUGCAUCACCUUCUCGCCGCUCCGCCAUGGGCUUCGGGGAGGACCUGACGUGUCCGCAGGCGCACGCGGCGCUCCUGCGGCUGCUGGACUCGGAGCUGCACCUGAUGGAGGUCAUGAAGAAGUGGAUGGGUCAGCGGGCCAAGAGCGAGCGCGAGUUCUCCGCGCAGCUGCACCACAUGGCGGCCAUCGCCGACAAGCUGGACCGACCCCCGCCCGGGGCCGGUGCCGACUACAUCAGCCAGCUGCACAAGUCGUGGGGCGUGCUGGUCUCGCAGACCGACUCGCUCAGUCAGCUGAUGAAGAAGAGCUCCGAGGACCUGCUGGACGGCCCCGUCAGCAAGCUGACGCUGCUCAUCAGAGACAAGCAGCAGCUCCGCAAGAGCUACGCGGAGCAGUGGAACCUUCUGAAACAGGAACUCGCCAAGGUGACGCAGACGGAGCUGGAGAGGCUGAAGACCGGCUUCAAGCAGGCGGCGCGAGACGUGGCUCAGGCCAAGAGGAAGUUCCACGAGGCCGCGAAAGACCGGGACAAGGACAAGGCCAAAGAGCGCUACGUGAAGGCUGUGAUGAAGCUCCACGAGCUGCACAACGACUACGUCCUGUCUGUGCAGGCGGCGCAGGUCUACCAUCAGCACCACUACAGCCACAUCCAGCCGGGGCUGCUGGGAGCGCUGCAGGCGCUGCAGCAGGAGAUGCUGCUCAUACUGAAGGAGAUCCUGCAGGAGUACUUCGACAUCUCCACGCUCCUGCACCACGAGGUGGUGCGCAUUCACAGGGAGAUGUCCUCCGCCAUCACCGCCAUCGAUCCCUGCAGGGAGUACGAGAGCUUCAUCCACCAGAACAGGUCUGUGGGGGACACACCUGCCUGUGCAGCCUUUGACUGCAGCCUGCUGGAGGACACCGAGCAGCUGAAGCCCAGAGAGCUGGAGCUGAACGACCUCACGCUAGAGACCAUCCAGCACAAGCUGACGGCGGUGGAGGAGGAGCUGCUGCACCUGGCGCGCACGCUGGGCUCCCAGCAGACCUCGGUGGAGCAGCUGGAGUUCGAGCUGGAGGCCGAGCAGGGCGGCGUCAAAAAGGGCCAGAGGGUCUACCAGUUCAGCAAGAGGCACGCGCUGGAGGAGUGCCGGCAGCAGGUGGCGCUGUCCCAGGGGGCCAGGGUCAGGCUGGAGGCGCAGAGGCGCGUCCUGAAGGAGAAGCUGGAGCGGCUGGGCUCCAGAGAACCGCCGCCCGCUCUGGACCUGGACACCAGCCACGACCAAAGUUCUCCCAGAGUCCACAUGGGUGCAUUGAGGAACAACCUGAGUGUCCUGUUCCGACCUAAAUGCGAGGAUGCUCCAGUUCCCACUGCAGUGCAGGACGUGGAGCGCCCCGUGGGGCAGCAGGACUGGUACCACGGGGCCAUCCCCCGGCUGGAGGUCCAGCAGCUGCUGAAGAGUGAUGGGGACUUCCUGGUGAGGAAGAGUCAGGAGAAGCACGGUUAUGUGCUCUCUGUGCAGUGGGACGGCGCCUGCAAACAUUUUCUCAUCCAGAACACAGAUAGUCUGUACCGUCUGGAUGGAGAAGGCUUCCACAGCAUCCCGCAGCUGGUCCAGCACCUCAUGUCGUCACAGCAGCACAUCACCAAGAAGUCCGACGCAGUGCUGAAGAAGCCUGUGCUGAAGGACAAGUGGGUUCUGGAGCAUGAUGACAUCACCCUGGGGCAACUCAUUGGACGGGGCAACUUUGGAGAAGUGUACAGCGGCAGUUUACGCUCUCACAACUGUCCUGUAGCUGUGAAAACCUGCAAAGAGAACCUGGCCCCUGAGCACAAGAGCAAGUUCCUGAUGGAGGCCAGGAUCCUGAAGCAGUACGACCAUCCUAACAUUGUGAGGCUCAUAGGCGUCUGUACACAGAAACAGCCCAUCUACAUAAUCAUGGAGCUGGUGUCAGGCGGUGAUUUCCUGACCUUCUUGCGGCACGAGGGCCCCAACCUGAAGCCCAAGACGCUGGUGAAGAUGACGGAGAACAUAGCGGCUGGCAUGGAGUACCUGGAGAGCAAGAAGUGCAUCCACAGGGACCUGGCGGCGAGGAACUGCCUGGUUGCCGAGCAGAACGUGGUGAAGAUCAGUGACUUUGGGAUGUCCCGGCAGCAGGACGACGGCGUGUACUCGGCGGAGGGCGGCCUCAGACAGAUCCCUGUCAAGUGGACGGCACCGGAAGCCCUGAACUACGGUCGUUACACCACGGAGAGCGACGUCUGGAGCUUCGGCAUCCUGCUGUGGGAGACCUUCUCCCUGGGCAUGACGCCCUACACGAGCAUGGGCAACCAGCAGACCCGAGAGGAGGUGGACAAAGGAUACCGCAUGCCGGCCCCGCACGGCUGCCCCGUGGAGAUCUCCAGGCUGAUGAACUCCUGCUGGCAGUAUGAGCCCAGAAACAGGCCGUCCUUCAAGAAGCUUCGGGUUGAGCUCAGCGCUAUUUACAAAAAAAUCAUUUAAUGUGUAGGGACCAGCGUAAAAGUGGAGUAAAACACACAAAAUGACCCGGA